This is a messenger RNA of Trichoderma virens Gv29-8, 1764 nucleotides long. RefSeq lists its product as uncharacterized. The transcript has 3 exons. The record is from RefSeq and is a predicted model, not a curated record. Gene Ontology annotation, biological process: regulation of transcription by RNA polymerase II; DNA-templated transcription. Gene Ontology annotation, cellular component: nucleus. Lineage: Eukaryota; Fungi; Ascomycota; Sordariomycetes; Hypocreales; Hypocreaceae. Gene Ontology annotation, molecular function: zinc ion binding; DNA-binding transcription activator activity, RNA polymerase II-specific; RNA polymerase II cis-regulatory region sequence-specific DNA binding. The coding region runs from base 1 to 1764 and encodes 587 amino acids.
AUGGAUGGAUUUUACGACUAUGUCCAUCAAGCAAUAGUAUCAGUACAGAGUACGCUACAAGCACAUAACGACAUUGUGACGAAAAUUGUUGGAACUUCAACUCGAGAACUACCACCUCCUCGAGGAGCUGAGAAGACCUACCUCUGUUCGCUUAUUCCCCAACACGAGACUGCUACGGAAUUAGUCAAAAUGUACGAGCAGUUUUGGGAAGUCAAGUUUCGAAUACUCUAUAUGCCUAAGUUUUGGAAGGAGUAUCAUCAUCUACGGCAAGAUCCUUCGACUACUCCCUUGGAGUACCCGGCCAAACUACUGCUAGUUCUACUGCUUGGGCAUCAGUUACAGCAGGCUGGUGACGAUGAUUUACCUUCUGAGAGAGAAAUAUUACCUAGUCACACUGCGCUCUUAUGGCUACAAGCCGUUGAGUUUUGGCUCUUCACUCAUUUAGAAGGAACUAAGCCAACUCUGGACCUGAUUCAAAUACUCUGUCUUCUGGCCCUUGCCAUUAGACCGCAUACAAGCAAUACCUGGCACUCAUAUGCCGCCACAGGGUAUUUGAUGAAACUGGCAAUAAUGAUGGGUCUUCAUACGGACCCGGGGAAAAUGGCCCAUAUCUCUACUACCGAAACUGAACUAAGGAGGAGACUAUGGGCUACGAUUAUGGAAAUCGAAAUAUCCAAUUGCUUGGAUAGAGGCCUCAUGCCAAUGUUUACACUAGAAACGUUCGACACCCUAGCACCUGCCAACUUGAACGACGAAGAUUUGGAUGGAGGUUGCCCAAGCGCCACAGCCAGCCACCCAACAGAUUGCUGGUUUCAAAUAACACUACUGCAAUCACUCCCACUCCGACUUGAAGUGUGUCAGGUGCUCACCAGCCACAAGUGUGUUUUGACGUACCAGAAAGUCCUUGAUCUUGAUAGUGAGCUAAACAAAGUCUUGUCACACCUGCACUCAACAUCGAGAAAUAUGGUACCGAUGCUCCCGGGUCAUCUUCAGGAGCGGUGGCGAGCCCGUACUGCUAUCCUGGACUUGCACAUUCGCCGUUGUCUUCUGGCAAUCCACCAAGCAUUUAUCGUUUAUCCAAAAGAUCAGAAAAUGUUCCAUUAUUCCCGAAUCGCGUGUCUCGACUCCGCAUCCGUCUUCUUGUCAGCCCAGGAUACCCUGGUUCCUGAAGAACUAGCCAGCUCGCUGUUGCUGUCAACACAACUACACGCUUUCAUUCUAACAUGUUUCUUGCUGAUGCAACAUGCAUGGCCGGAUUCAUUUGCAAGCCAGGGCAGUCUCUCCUACAUGUGCGCAUCGUGGAUACAAACUCUACUGGAGAACAGCAGGGACGCAUGUGCUAAAAGGAUCUCUACCCGUAAAAGAGGUCUGAAAGAGUACACGAUACAAUGCUUUUUAUUGCCAUACAGUAUCUGUCGCCGAUCGUCGACUCCUUCUCCAGGCAUUAUGGAGGCUGCGUCUCAGAUGUACGGCGAUGUGUGUUCCAUGUUUUCUCACUCCUUACAGCCUACAAGUUCUCAAGACAACGAAACUUUGGCAUCCCCUACCUUGGUAGAUUUUCAGCCCAGAUCUGCAUCCCAUUCUCUGGAGGACCUGCCCUCGGUGCCAAUGCUCCACGAGGGUAUUUCUUGGAACACCCCGAACAGCGUCGGCGCGAAUGAGUAUUUGCUUGGGAUGGACAUAACCAGUGGAGACUUCCUGCUUGGUGUACUGGGCCAGUACGACGACACGUCACAUCUGCAUAGCUAUGCCAGCGACGUGUAA